Molecule: messenger RNA, 2641 nt
Organism: Lasiosphaeria miniovina
Lineage: Eukaryota; Fungi; Ascomycota; Sordariomycetes; Sordariales; Lasiosphaeriaceae
Product: glycoside hydrolase family 5 protein
Exons: 3
Coding region: 221-2533 (770 amino acids)
Biological process (GO): ergosteryl 3-beta-D-glucoside catabolic process
Molecular function (GO): steryl-beta-glucosidase activity
Source: RefSeq, a predicted model, not a curated record
GUCCAAAGUCCAGGGGCUCGGAACCUUGCCUUGCUUGGCCUGAGCUUUUAUCAUCCAAUAACGUCAUUGGACCUGCGGCCGCUAGAAGAAGGGUUGGGACGAGGUACCUAGGGUCACAGCCCAGAACAUCCACUGCCCGAGAUUCUAGCCAGCAAGCAAACAACGCAUCGUUCAACCUCAUCGAGGCUCCAACUUUGAAGGGCACUUGCAGCAAGAGGUGAUGGCUGGGUUCCGGCUUACCAUUGAGGACGGCAAGUUCCGCGACGCUCACGGUCGGCAGGUGAUCCUCAGAGGCAUCAACGUCGCAGGCGAUGCCAAAUACCCCAACCAACCCGACCAGCCAUCACAUAUUCCCGACAACUUCUUUGACGGCGACAAUGUGAAAUUCACCGGCAAGCCUUUCCCCAAGGACGAGGCUCACCUGCACUUCUCGCGUCUGAAACGGUGUGGCUACAACACGAUCCGCUACGUCUUCACAUGGGAAGCCAUCGAGGCUGCGGGACCCGGCAUCUACGACGAAGAAUGGAUCCAACACACGAUCGACGUGCUCCGCGCGGCCAAGGAAUACGGCUUCUAUGUUUUCAUGGAUCCCCAUCAAGAUGUCUGGUCCCGAUUCUCGGGUGGCUCUGGGGCGCCGAUGUGGACGCUUUACGCAGCCGGCCUCAACCCGCAGAGCUUUGCAGCCACCGAGGCUGCCAUUGUCCACAACACUUACCCUGAGCCUGACGGCUUCCCCAAGAUGAUCUGGUCUACCAACUACUUCCGGCUCGCUGCUGCCACCAUGUUCACCCUCUUCUUUGCCGGUCGGGUCUUUGCGCCAAAGUGCAUCAUCGAUCAGGUGAAUAUACAGGAUUAUCUUCAAGAUCAUUUUUUCAACGCUUGUGCCCACCUUGCUAGGCGUAUACACGAUGCUGGCGGUAUCGAGGACGAGGCCGUAUUUGGUUGGGAGAGUCUAAACGAGCCAAACAAGGGCAUGGUUGGCUACCACGACAUCAGUGUCAUCCCGAAAGAGCAGGCCUUGAAAAAGGGAUCAUGUCCGACCAUAUGGCAGACCAUCCUCACCGGGUCAGGGCGAGCUGUCGAGGUUGACACGUGGGACAUGGGCGGGCUCGGUCCAUACAAGGUUGGGCGGUCGCUGAUCGACCCUCAUGGGGAGAUCGCAUGGUUGCCAGCUGGCUAUGACGAGUCCAGGUAUAGCUACGUGAGGGACCCCGGGUGGAAGCUAGGUGAGUGCAUAUGGGCUCAACAUGGAGUAUGGGAUCCAUCCAGCGAUACCUUGUUGAAAAAGGACUACUUCGGAAAGCAUCCGGUUACGGGAGACGUGAUCAACUACACCUACUUCGCCGACAAAUAUUUCAUGGACUUUUUCCGCAAAUACCGGGAUACGGUUCGUACACACCACAAAGACGCCAUUAUCCUUCUCCAGGGCCCUACAAUGGAGCUGCCGCCAGAUAUUAAAGGGACGCCAGAUGGCGACGACCCCCUGCUUGUGUAUGCGCCGCAUUGGUACGAUGGCAUCACGCUCAUGACCAAAAAGUGGAACCGCACUUUUAACGUGGACGUUUUGGGAGUGCUCAGAGGGAGAUACUGGCACCCCAGCCUUGCCAUAAGAAUUGGAGAGACGGCCAUCAGAAACUGCUUUAGAGACCAACACGCGGCCAUGAGGAAGGAAGGACUCGAAUACUUGGGUAAUCACCCGUGCGUGAUGACCGAGUUUGGAAUUCCAUACGACAUGGACGACCAGCACGCAUAUAAGACUGGCGACUACACAAGCCAGUCGGCCGCCAUGGAUGCCAACCACUACGGAGUUGAGAGCGCUGGACUCGAAGGUUACACGUUGUGGUUGUAUAUGGCAAAGAACGAUCACGACAGAGGCGACCAAUGGAACGGCGAAGACCUCUCCAUCUUCUCCAUUGAUGACAAGCUUCUUCCGGUCUCUCCAAUACCCAGCACGCCGGAUCUCAACCAGUCGACCUCCAGCUUGCUUAGACCUCCGGCCACUGCCUCAUCUAGCCAGAAGAAAGAGCUUGAUAAUGAUGGAAAUGUCACGCCAGUUAAUAUCAAGCGCACUCUUACCAAUCCCUCGAUCUCAUCCGAGGCCGCUUCACGCCAGCCUGAACUGACUGCCUCUCCAGGGUACCGCGCUGCAGAGGCAUAUGUGCGAGCCGCUCCCAUCGCCGCAGCAGGGCUCAUAAAGAACUACGUCUUUGACCUCACCCGAUGCCAGUUUUCCAUGACAAUCCAAGCACCCAAAGUAGCGGCGACGGAAAGUCCAACAGUCAUAUUCCUUCCAGACUACCACUUCACUAAGGAUGCAUGCUCGGUAGAGGCGAGCUCUGGCAAGUGGGAAAUAAGUAGCGACGAGGAAGAAACUGCCCUAAUCCAGCGUCUGCGUUGGUGGCAUGGAGAGGGUGAGCAGACGAUCAAGAUCACGGGACUGGUCCGAAAAUACAAUGGCAGCCAGGCUUCCGACGACCCUGGGUACUACGAACAAUGCAACCGAGGGACGUGGAGCAGCUGUACAAUCAUGUAAACAUUGUGGAGGUGGAGAGAUCAGUCGACGACGGCGGUAUCGUAUGUAUCAUUUUCCAGCAUCGUCAGGGCGUGGCAGCUGCUUUUGACAGGCCGACAAACAUUGGGU